AUGGGCCGCCACAACUUUCCACUUAUCCCCUUCCCGACCAAUGAUCCGAAGGAUCCUCUACAAUGGCCGUUUGCUCUGAAGCUAUCGGCCAUUGUGUCGACUUCGAUUGCGAAUUUCAUCUCUAACAUGGGCGGAUCUGGCAUCUCGGUUGCAAUCCCCCUUCUGAUGGAGCAAUUCCAAACGUCUCAAGCGGAUGCAACGCAAGUUUUGACGUUGAACUUCCUCUUUCUCAGUAUUGGUAACAUAUUCUGGGUGCCCGUCGCAAUGAAAUUCGGCAAGCGGGCCUCUCUUCUUACUUCCAUGGCUAUGCAAGCUGGCAUGCUAGCCUGGACUGCAGCGACUUCCUCGUUCAACGGUCUACUCGCUGCCAGAUGUCUUCAGGGGUUCGCAGCGGCAGCAGGCGAGAGUAUUGUUCCAGAGAUUGUCGCAGACACCACAUUCGUGCACCAGCGAGGAGCAAUGAUGUCAAUUUACGUUGUACUCAUCUCAGGGGGUAGUGCAUUUGGCCCACUCAUUGCAGGUUUCAUGACUUCAUCAACAGCGGAAACAUGGCGCUCCUUCUACUGGCUAUGCUGCGGAAUCGCAGUCUUCAAUCUCAUCAUGAUGUUCUUCCUCUUCCCCGAGUCCAACUUCGAGCGACCCGAGCUCGACCUGACCCUUGAUCAAUUGACGACCCUUCACGACCGACAGGCCAGCAAAGAGGCUGAGCGGGGAAUCAGUCAAGAGCAACUGGAGAAUGAAAAGGCAGAACCCUCGACACCGGAAGAAUAUACCAUCUCUAAGCCGUCCAUCUGGGAAAUUAUGCAGCCGGUUUCAUACAACGCCGAGGUUAACUUUUUGAAGUCCUUCGUUGAACCCCUGAAGCUCUUGGUUCACCCAUCUGUGCUGUGGGGCAUUUUCAGCUAUGCUGUUACACUGAGCCCGCAGGUGAUUCUAAUUUUCAACAUGUCCUAUCUUCUCGAGGCUCCCCCCUAUCUCUUCACAACAUCAAAGGUUGGAUUGAUGCAGAUUGCGGCAAUUAUCGGCUUCCUUCUUGCUUGCUUUACGGGUGGUAAGCUAUCUGAUGUCAUCAACGCCUUCAUCGUCCGUCGCUCCUCCAGCCACAAUAUCUGGCCAGAGCAGCGUCUGAUCGCUCUAAUUCCCGGUAUGCUCUUUGGACCCGCAGGGUGUAUUCUUCUUGCUUUUGCUUGUGGAAAGCAUCUUCACUGGGCGUUGAUUGCCGUUGGCUUUGGGCUCGUAUCCUUCGGAUCCGUUUACACGCCAAACAUUGCCAUCACGUAUAUCGUACACCGCCACCAACGAGAAGCGGCCGAAUGUCUUGUCCUGAUCAACAUCUUCAAGAACUUGGUUGCGUUCCUCUUCCUGUAUGAAGCGGUCGGCUGGGUGAACCAGAACGGUUACAUUCAGGUCUACAUGAUUAUGUUCAUGUUGAAUGUUCUGGUCCUGAUCUUCGCCGUCCCGCUGUACUACUACGACGCCAAGAAGCGCCGUAAUACGGAGGAGUUCUAG
Messenger RNA from Penicillium cataractarum, 1509 nucleotides. RefSeq lists its product as uncharacterized. NCBI's taxonomy places the organism in Eukaryota, Fungi, Ascomycota, Eurotiomycetes, Eurotiales, Aspergillaceae. Bases 1 to 1509 code for a protein of 502 amino acids. Gene Ontology annotation, biological process: transmembrane transport. The record is from RefSeq and is a predicted model, not a curated record. The transcript has 5 exons. Gene Ontology annotation, molecular function: transmembrane transporter activity.